AUGAGGGUCUCUACAGUCUGUGCUGCCGCAGUUUCCCUGGCAGCAUGUGGGCCAGUCAGCGCAAGCUCUCCAGCGCAGCCUCAGCAGCAUGUCAUGAUCAAUCCUGACUUGACGCAGUCCGCUGGCCGCUCAACAGAGAUCGGCGUCGGACACUUUAGUGAAUGGUCUCGUGAGACCAAGCGACAAUUCCUCAUUGAUUGGCAGGCGGGAAAGUCCUCCGAAUGGAUCAUCGUUCAGGGUAAUGAGGGCGGCGACCUGGACUCGAUGACGGCAGCCCUCACGUGGGCGUACCACCUGCAACACUCCACGGCGAAUUCGACCAAUCCUGUAAAGGCAAUCGCACUGCUUCAAACCCCAACCGACGCACUGGACUUGCGCCCUGAGAACAAGCUUGCUCUCGACAAUUCUCUGAUGAGCUCAGGGCAUUCGGACUUGCUCACCUUGGACGAACUCCCUGAAGACCCUCAAACGCUAUCAGACGAUAUUAAGGGAAUCAUUAUUGUAGACCACCCAGUGCCAUUGAGAAAAUGGAGCAAUGCGGAAAUUCUGAGCAUCUUCGAUCACCACAAGGACAGUGGAGCGGGACCCGAUGCCCACCCUCGAAUCUUUGAGAAGGUGGCAAGUUGUACAACUCUGGUCGCUCGGCAGAUGCUCGACGAGCUUGAGAGUCUCCCUGAGGAGUAUCACUUGCCUCAUGAGCUGCUUGAGCUCAUUUUGUCUGCGAUCGCCAUUGAUUCUGGGGGACUCAAAGAUGCUACAGACGAAGACCGAAAAAUAGCCGAGAGAGUCUUGAGGCGGAGUAAUUGGCGGGGUGCAGACCUUGAGGACAAGAUGGGAGAGCUAGAUGACCAGCUCGGUGAUGCCAAGAAGGACCUUGAUCACCUCGGAGUCCGCGAUCUCUUGAGGCGUGAUUGGAAAGGCGACUUGGUGGACACGCCCUCGCCACGCACUCCAACUGUGAGCCUCGGCUUCUCAUCGAUACCGUACUCGUUCGAAGACCAGAUUGAGAAAACGGAGUUCGGCGAGCUGUUCGAUUGGUUUGCUAUUGAAGCCGCCUGGACCGCCCAAGUUGGCGCAGACAUCAGUGUUGCGUUGAACAAAUAUAAGGUCAGGGAUCAAACCGGCAAGAAGCGAAAAAUCAGAGAAAUUGUGCUGUGCGUACGAAAGGAUGUGAGGAUUGAUGAGGAACAAGCAGAUGACCUGUUCCGUACUGUUUCAAAGGCUAUUGAGAAGGAGGAGUCACUAAAUGCCAAGCCCUGGCAUCGAGCCAGUGAGCUGGGGAGGAGGCAGAUGGUCUGGACGCAUGAGCGUUCAGACGCGGGACGGAAGGUUAUUCGCCCCAUCAUUGAAGCUGCAGUAGAGGCUUGGGAUAUGUAG
Molecule: messenger RNA, 1377 nt
Organism: Neoarthrinium moseri
Lineage: Eukaryota; Fungi; Ascomycota; Sordariomycetes; Amphisphaeriales; Apiosporaceae
Exons: 1
Coding region: 1-1377 (458 amino acids)
Cellular component (GO): cytoplasm
Molecular function (GO): exopolyphosphatase activity
Source: RefSeq, a predicted model, not a curated record